Messenger RNA from Cetraspora pellucida, 125 nucleotides. The record is from the annotation of a GenBank genome assembly. NCBI's taxonomy places the organism in Eukaryota, Fungi, Glomeromycota, Glomeromycetes, Diversisporales, Gigasporaceae.
AAAUCUAAUUGCAAGAAUCUUUAAUGAAUCAUAUUCAAAACAUGAUAUAAUUGAAUUUAAUGAAGAAAAUCCUGUUGGAAUUGAUACUAAUACUAAUAAUCUAGAUCUAAUUUUGUUUAAAAAAU